This is a messenger RNA of Nicrophorus vespilloides, 2843 nucleotides long. RefSeq names its product serine/threonine-protein kinase PITSLRE (gene Pitslre). Gene Ontology annotation, molecular function: ATP binding; cyclin-dependent protein serine/threonine kinase activity. The record is from RefSeq and is a predicted model, not a curated record. The transcript has 4 exons. Gene Ontology annotation, cellular component: nucleus. Gene Ontology annotation, biological process: regulation of mitotic cell cycle; protein phosphorylation. Lineage: Eukaryota; Metazoa; Arthropoda; Insecta; Coleoptera; Silphidae. Bases 198 to 2771 code for a protein of 857 amino acids.
GCAAUUACUUGUCAAAACAAGUGCUAAAUAACAUAACCAAACAUAUCCGUAUAAAGAAAAUAGUAUUCUAUGUUAUAGUUUGGUUUAGCUCAGAAAACACUUGGAUCGUUUGUGUAUUAGUUAUUCAUACCGUGCACAUUAGAUAUUUAUGCUUUUCUGGAAGUCCAUCUCUGCAGGGGAGGAAUUGCAGAUCAAGAAUGUCUUAUGCAGGUUCUGGAGAUGAUCAAAGUGAGGAUGGUGAGUUGAGGCAAAGUCCGGUGGACACGAAGGCCAAGGGAGACACCAUGGAUUUCAGUCUGUCGGAGGAGGAUCCAGAUACAAUGGAUGGUUUGGAUAUAAAGCCACCUCAAGCGCACGCUGGACAGGCCUCUAGGAAGAGGAGAGAGGGUCAUGACAGACAUCAUAAGAGAUCAGAGAGACAUGGCAGGGAGGAGAGGCAUUCACACAGAAAACAUCAUAGAGAUCGUAAGGAGAGGGAGCAGCAACAUUAUCAAAGGGAGAAGGAGAGAUAUUACAAGGAGCAACAGCAGCAGCAGGUGGCAGCCUCUUACAAGGACAAUAGUUACAGUGAAGUGCAGUAUGUGAACGAGAGGGUAUACAGGGAAAGAAAGGAGGAGUCGUCGAGAAGACACGCCGAGAGAAAGUACGAGGAGAAGAAGAUGAAGGAGGCACGGUACUCGGAGAAGAUGCGCAGGGAAAAGUACGAGGAGGACAAAAGGUUGACGGGGGACAGAACGUUGCAGGACCUGAGGGAGAGAUUGCUCAACAAGAGGAACAGUGGCAGCAGCAAAGGUGAAGAGGAUUACGUGCGAGAGAAGCAGGAGCACAGGGAUAAAAAGUACAGCGAAAAUCCGGACAGCGUCCUGCAAGGGGAAUCGGGGAUGUACGUGAAGGAAAUCAUCAGCAUCAGCACAAACGAGGACAGGAAGCACAGACGGAGCGGUGGCGGCGGCGGCGGCGGUGGUGAUGAUACAAGAUACAACAGCAGGAUGGACGACGACAAGUUGACGGAAGAGGAGAGGGCCGAACAGGAUUUGCGCAGGGAGAAGCUGCUGGAGGCUGAACGCGAGAUGGCCAGGCAAAAGGAGCAGAGAGAACGUCGCCAUCUGGAGAAGCAAGUGAGGAAACGACGCAUCAUGGAGGACAUGAUGAACCACAAGCGGUUGAAAAGUGACGAUAAUGUCGUAGAGGUAUCAGACAACUCGGAAGACGAAGAGGUGGAGGAGGAAGCUGAAUCGGAUUAUGUCGAGGAUGAGGAGGAUGACGGCGUGGAGGAAGAUGGGGAACACCGCGAGAGGAGCGAGGCUGAGUCGAGUGCACGCGAAGGCGACGAGGAAGAGGACGAAUCACGAUCACCAUCCUCGGAACGUUCGCCGGUCUCGGUGCGCUCCGACAAUCAAAAAUCGACGCACAGCGACGGUUCAGUGAAAUCUCGUACGGCAAGUCCGAAGAGUAACGGAAUCGGUAAUGAUUAUGUCUUAGAGGAUGAGGAGGAGGAGGAAGAGGAAGAGGAUGACGAAAGAGCUGCAGCAGAGAAAGUAGCAAAGGUAGAUGGAUGCGCUGACGACGAUGGUGAAGAGGUGCGUAACGCGCAGGAAGAAACCGAGAAAAAGAUCGACGAAGAUCUGCCACCUUACUUCCCUGCCAUCCAGGGUUGCAGAUCCGUCGAGGAAUUCCAAUGCUUAAAUAAAAUCGAGGAAGGUACUUACGGAGUGGUGUACAGGGCCAGAGACAAAAGGACCGACGACAUCGUAGCGUUGAAGCGGCUGAAGAUGGAGAAGGAAAAGGAGGGCUUCCCGAUAACGUCGCUGCGUGAAAUCAACACACUUUUGAAGGGCCAACAUCCGAACAUCGUGACCGUGCGCGAAAUAGUUGUGGGCAGCAACAUGGACAAGAUAUUCAUCGUCAUGGAUUACGUUGAGCACGAUCUGAAAUCACUGAUGGAAACGAUGCGCAACAAGAAGCAGACGUUCACCACCUGCGAAGUAAAGUGUCUUCUCUCGCAGCUGCUGAAGGCAGUCUCCCAUCUGCACGACAACUGGAUUCUGCAUCGCGAUCUGAAAACCUCUAACCUGCUUCUCUCGCACAAGGGUAUCCUGAAGGUGGGCGACUUCGGGUUGGCGCGCGAAUACGGUUCACCCUUGAAGGCGUACACGCCCAUCGUUGUUACGCUGUGGUAUCGUGCACCGGAGCUGCUGCUCUGCACCAAGGAGUACUCGACGCCCAUUGACGUGUGGUCGGUGGGCUGCAUCUUCGCCGAACUGCUUCUAAUGCACGCCCUCUUUCCGGGCAAGAGCGAGGUGGACCAACUGAAUCGAAUCUUUCGGGACUUGGGUACGCCCAACGAGAAGAUCUGGACCGGAUUCAACAAGUUGCCCGCGGUGCAGAAGAUGAAGUUCGCCGAGUAUCCGGUGUCCAAUCUGCGGCAGAGAUUCGGCAUGCUCGGCGAGAUCGGUCUAUCGCUGCUGAUGGGUUUCCUCACCUACGACCCGGAGAAGAGAAUCGCAGCCGAGGAGGCCCUCAAUCACGCCUACUUCAAGGAGGCGCCUCUUCCCCUGGAUCCUGCCAUGUUCCCCACGUGGCCUGCGAAGAGCGAGUUGGGUCAUAGGAAGGCCAUGGCUGCGGCCAGCCCCAAACCUCCAUCCGGUGGACGCGAAUUCAAGCAACUGGGUGGAGACGGUGACGACGACGGCUACGGAUUCAGAAUCGGCAUAUCCGCAGUGGACAGCAGAAGGCUCGCGAUGGGCGGCGGCUUCAGUCUAAAAUUUUAGUGAAAUAUAAUCCCGAGUAUAACUCCCUCUCUCUCCCCUUUUCAAUAUUUGGUGGAACAAAAUAAAAUUAAU